Messenger RNA from Tetrapisispora phaffii CBS 4417, 543 nucleotides. RefSeq names its product Cox23p (gene COX23). Bases 1 to 543 code for a protein of 180 amino acids. The transcript has a single exon. NCBI's taxonomy places the organism in Eukaryota, Fungi, Ascomycota, Saccharomycetes, Saccharomycetales, Saccharomycetaceae. The record is from RefSeq and is a predicted model, not a curated record.
AUGUAUGUAGUAACGGAUAAAUGGAUCAAUAAUGCGAGCACUUUGCCAUUCCUACCCAUCGAAUCCAUAUCUGCUUUUUCGAACAUUACAAUACGGUUAAAACAGAGGUCGUUUCAUCAUAUCCGGCUACAUUCCGCAUCAAUCAACACAAAUCAAUAUCUUGCUACUAUGAGUGAUGAUAAUCAUAUAAGUAAUAAUAACAAUGGAUCGAAUGAUAUAACAAAGGAUAGUUAUGAUCCAUCUCUAGUAACGAAUAAGGAAUCUGUUGAUUUUACAAAACCUGACAUUACUUUAAAUGAAAACAGAUUUAAAUUUUAUCCUGAUAAUCCGGAAUCUUCAUUUGCAAAAUAUAGAUUCAUGUCAAAGGAUUCCUCACAAUACUAUGAUCCGUGUGAUGAAUCUGCAAAAAUGAGUUUCAAAUGUCUUGACAUGAAUGAUUACGAUCGUGAUAAAUGCAGGGCAUAUUUUGAUGCUUAUAGAGAAUGUAAAAAACAAUGGUUAAGAGCAAGAAGAAACAAUGAAGAUGGUAAUUGGGGAAUCUAA